UUCGAAUAAAAUAACUAGCUAGCUAGCACUGGUAAAUUCAUACAUUACCAUGGGGAACUACAACUCCACAACAGACUCUGGUCCUUCUGCUUAUUCUCGACUUCCUAGUAGUCACUAUUCUCCUGAUGAUGAUCACCCCCUAAGUGACCCUCUUUUAAGCAAUAUUACACAGAGGAUGGAGGAGCAACAUCAGCAGCUUCUUCAUCAUAUUUAUGAAGCAACUCGUGUAAAGGAGACUGUAAAAUCUGUCACUACGUCUAGCUCUAGCUCUAACCCUAACCCUCCUCCCUCUAAGCCCACGGAGCAAAAGCCGAAUGGUCACCAUGCCCUUGAAAAGGAGCUUCAUCAAGAGUUGAUGAUCAGGCAUGGAGAUGCAAAGCCAAAAGCGUUAGCUUCAUGCCCUUCAUGUUAUAAACAAGGAGAGGCCAUUCAGAGACUGAAGGAGAAGAAUGCUAGUCUAGAGAAGAGAGUCAUGGAGUUGACAGCUACUAUAGAAGAGAUGAAGAGCUCCAAUGAUUCAUACAUUAAUAAUAAGAACAUCAAGAUACCUGCAGCAGGCUCAGGCUCAGGCUCAACACCUCAUCAGAUCAUCAUCAGCACUCCAAUUAUAUCUGAUGAUCUUAUAAACCUGCAAACUAGUCCAGCUCCUGAUAGCACCAAUGAAAUUGAUCAGAUGAAGGAUAAUUCAAUGAUGAGUGAACAAAGCUCCACGACGCAAGCUCUACAAUCUGAGAUCAUCUAUGGAUCCCUGAAUGAUCUUACUGGAUGCUUAGUGGUUUUGAUCUUUCUAGUGGCCGUGCUCGUUGGUGUUUUACUAUAAACAAUCACCAUUGCAUAGUAAUAAUUAAGACAUGUAUAAAUAUCUUAUGCGUGCAUGUGCUCAUCAUGAUACAUCUCUUUCA
Molecule: messenger RNA, 902 nt
Organism: Populus euphratica (Euphrates poplar)
Lineage: Eukaryota; Viridiplantae; Streptophyta; Magnoliopsida; Malpighiales; Salicaceae
Exons: 4
Coding region: 50-820 (256 amino acids)
Source: RefSeq, a predicted model, not a curated record